CGUCUCCGGGAAUCAGGAACAAUCUACAGCAGCCUAUCUGCUUACGUUUCUGCCUAUGUCCAGCGAUCCUGAGUAUAGUGCAUUUCUCUGCCUGUGAUCCUUUCAACUUAAAGCAAUGCCAACAUGGGCUCUUCACAUCAAAUCAACAUCACAAUGAGAAUUUGGAAAAUUCUGCCGCUGUUUGUUGUAGCGACCUCCAUCUGCCUGUGUUUCUGCAGGGCUGAAGACAGUUCAAUGGAGAACAUCGUGACAGAAAAGAAAGCAGAAGAAAGCCACAGACGAGACAGUGCAGACCUGCUGAUCUUCAUCCUGCUCCUCACCCUGACAAUCUUAACAAUAUGGUUAUUCAAACACCGACGCUUCAGGUUUCUGCACGAGACUGGACUUGCUAUGAUAUAUGGUUUGCUUGUGGGAGUUGUCCUGCGUUAUGCCAUUCAUUUGCCCAGUGAUAUGAGCAAUGCUACACUGAGCUGUAAUGUCAAUGCCAGUCCAGCCACAUUGCUUGUGAAUGUCAGUGGUAAAUUUUAUGAGUACACGCUAAAAGGAGAGAUCGGUGCCAGUCAAGUUAAUAACAUUCAGGACAACGAGAUGCUCCGCAAGGUGACUUUUGACCCAGAGGUCUUCUUCAAUAUUCUCUUGCCUCCCAUCAUAUUUCAUGCUGGAUACAGUUUAAAGCGGAGGCAUUUCUUCAGGAACUUGGGCUCCAUUCUGGUUUAUGCCUUUGUGGGAACUGUUGUGUCCUGUUUCAUCAUUGGGUUGUUAAUGUAUGGCUGUGUGAUGCUGAUGAAGCAAAUUGGCCAACUGGGUGGUGAGUUCUUCUUCACCGACUGCCUGUUUUUUGGUGCCAUUGUCUCAGCCACCGAUCCAGUGACAGUGCUGGCCAUUUUCAGUGAGCUGCAGGUGGAUGCAGAUCUGUACGCACUUCUGUUUGGAGAAAGUGUUCUCAAUGAUGCUGUUGCUGUUGUGUUAUCCUCGUCAAUUGUAGCAUAUCAGCCCACAGGAGAUAACACUCACACUUUUGAAGGCAUGGCCAUGCUAAAGUCCUUUGGCAUCUUUUUGGGUGUUUUCAGUGGCUCUUUUGCCCUGGGAUUGGCAACUGGAGUCGUAACUGCAUUGGUCACAAAGUUCACCAAACUAAGGGAUUUACCACUGCUGGAGACGGCUCUGUUUUUCCUCAUGUCCUGGAGCACUUUCCUGCUGGCAGAGGCCUGUGGAUUUACGGGUGUGGUUGCGGUUCUGUUCUGUGGCAUGACACAAGCCCACUACACCUUUAACAACCUUUCCCCUGAGUCUCAGGACCGAACAAAACAAUUAUUUGAGCUGCUGGAUUUCUUGGCUGAGAACUUCAUAUUUUCCUACAUGGGCUUGACAUUGUUUACCUUCCAGAACCACGUCUUUAACCCACUCUUCAUAGUGGGUGCAUUCGUCGCUGUGUUUCUGGGCAGAGCUGCGAACAUCUAUCCUCUCUCCUUCCUGCUCAACUUGGGCCGCAGACACAAGAUCAGCCCCAACUUUCAGCACAUGAUGAUGUUUGCAGGUCUUCGUGGUGCCAUGACCUUUGCCCUGUCGAUCAGGGACACGGCCACGUAUGCACGGCGGAUGAUGUUCUCCACCACACUGCUGGUGGUCUUCUUCACCGUCUGGAUCUGCGGCGGGGGCACGACUCAAAUGCUCUCCUGCCAGAAAAUUCGUGUUGGAGUGGACACAGAUCAAGACCACUCUAUCGGCCCUGAUGGAGUGGACAGGAGAAGUACUAAACAGGAAAGUGUAUGGCUGUUUAGGAUCUGGUACAACUUUGAUCACAAUUAUCUGAAGCCCAUUCUGACCCACAGCGGACCACCGCUCACCACAACACUUCCUGCCUGCUGUGGACCUCUGGCGCGAUGCCUCACUAGUACACAAGCAUAUGAGAAUCAGGGGCAGCUGAACGACGACGACUCCGACCUCAUUCUUAAUGAUGGUGACAUGACUCUGUCCUACGGUGACAUCACCGUGAGCACAGAUGCAUCGGGGGCUCACACGAGCGGGGCGCCCGUUGGUGGAAUGGGUAUGAACUCCGAUGAUGCUCUAGAUCAAGAGCUGGCCUUUGGCGAUCACGAGCUAGUGAUCCGAGGUACCCGAUUAGUCCUUCCCAUGGAUGAUUCAGAGCCCCCACUGUCUCUGGACUCCUACCGUCAACGCCACAAGCACGAAACUAUGAGCUGAACGGGAUAAAGUGUGACAGCACGAGCCUGUCCAUCUCUCUUUCUCUAUCAUCUCUCUCUCAUCUGGAGCAAUCAGUCUCAGCAGCUUUCCUGUCUCUCGAGUCGCUGGUUUGAUGUCUCUACCUCAUUCGUCACUCUUUAUUCUGUUCUUCUUUAUAUGACAUCACAGAAAUGUAUUAUUUAUUGUCUUCGUGGCUCGGCCACAAAGCAUCUAACAGCGUCUUUACUACAGCUUAGAGUUCGGAAGCAUGCUCUGGUUCCUCACCAUCUCUAAGGUUACCAUGACAACAGAAUAAGCAUACUUGUGUUGUGUAAAGCAAGGCGUCAAAUUGCCGUAACCUGGCACGCAUGCUUAUUUGUGUCUUCUCUUGAUGUGAGGGUGCUUGUUUAGGAGAUCUGAAGAGUCAGUGGCAACAUUUCUGUGGGUUUAACGCUUUUAACUGCCUUCUCUCUCUCUCUUUGUGAUAGUCUAAACCGAGACAGUGGCUCUGCGGUUGCAAUCAAGUGCCUGUCGAAUGUAGUUUUCCACAUAGAGCAAAAUGACAUUAUCUGCCGUCCACUAGAUGGAGGCCUUGUAGUUUGUUUGUCCGAGCAGCGGGUCUGGGACUGGCUGCAGAUGGAUGUCAUUCAUGGUCGUAGAGACGCGUGUAACCGGGUACAGGUCUGGAUCUUAUAAUGUGACCUAUGACUGUGAAUCUGUGAAGGUUUUCACGUCUUGCUUUAUGUUAGUUUGCACUGUCAAAUGAUGCAUUUUAAAGAAAGAGAGCCAUUUGUGUUGUUUGUUUUACUAAAACAAUCUAUAUAUAUAGUUUGAAAAUAAAUGUUUCUGUUUCUUCUUUUUCUAGAUCCCACCUUGUAAUGUUUAAAAUGUUUAAAGAACAAGAUGUCAUGUUUAACUAUGAAUGUUUAAAACGACAAACGUAUAGAUUCUACAACGUUAUAGUAUUACAUAAUAUUAUAUUUUACAUUAUAUACAUUGUAAUAUAUUAUAGCAUUACAAAAUAUUUAUAUAGUGCCCAUACUUUUUGUGGUGUAGGGCUAUCUAGUAUACACAAAUUAAAAUUGCAGGAUCUGUUUAAAAAAAAAGACUGAUGGGACUUAUGCCUGUACCUUUUUAUAUUCCUAAUUCUGCAUGAAAUGUUAUGAGGAAAAUCAUAACCGUCCACUGUUUCCUCCCAACGUUCAUAUUGUCUGAUUAAAACAUUUUCUAAUUAAAAAGGCAGUGUCUAGAUCAGUGUUAAAUGUCACAGCAGCACCGAUGUGGUUUUUAAAUACAGGUUGUAAUAGGAGUAAUACUGUAGCUAUUCAGAUUUUAGACUUAUUUGAAAAGGGCUGAAUUAAUUUUCAUGUUCGUACUUUACAGAAAGAAAAAACGUGACCUUUUUGCAACUGGCUGACAUCUAAAAAACACAGAUUUACAUUACAUUAAUUCAUUCUGCGCUAAUGGCAUUGCAAUAUGAUCUUUACAUUUAAGCCUGCGUCCCAAUUUGAGUGCUAUUCAGCCAAAGUUGUAUGCAAGAGGAGGAUUGGUGCAUCUUAAAUCAUACUUCCAAUCCGGUGGAUAUUGCUUUUCGGGAUAAUGUUGCUCGCAAUUGCUUGCAUUAAGAAAUAGCAAGAGUUUUUAAUGAUUCUUUAUGAAACUUUUCAGAGAACAGUUUUUAGAAAUUAGAUCCCCUUAUAGCCAGCUUUAAAAAUGAAGGAACGGUAUCAGAAAACGAAUCAUUUUAUUAUUAUUUGAUCAAUGUUGCUGUGGCUUUUGUUGCUUUUUGUCUGUCGGUGGACUGUGUAGAAAAAGCAGUAUGGAUGUGAGCCAUUGGAUGUCGUUUACUUGAUAGCAACAGUGUUUGUAUGGUGAAAGUUGUGCAUUCUCUGGCUUGUUAAGAGAAUUUUCCAUUAAAGUGAAACAAGUCUUAUUCGAGCGUGAUGAUGGCUUUCUACACAGUUAUCUCCUGCUGUGCAGGAUGAUAUGAUGAUGAGUUCACAGUAUUAUAGUUUUUGCUUCUACUUAAUAAUAUACAUAAUGCACAGGGACAGUGUGUGUAUUUAGAUGUGAGGCAAUUGAAUUAAGCAGAUUUAUAGCAGAUUUGCACUCUUCCAUUCUUUGUUUUUGCCUUUUGUACCUUAAGGGUUGCCAGGUUUUCAAAGCAAAACAGGCCAGUUGCUACUCAAAACUAGCGCAAUAGAACGUGCUGGGUUAUUUUCAAUCCAGCGUUGGGUCAAAAAAGGACGAAUGCGAUGGGUUGUUAUUUAACCUAUGUUUCAAGCCAAAAUGCGGUUGUUGUUUUGUUAAAAAAUUUUUUUUAGGUUAUUUUAAACCCAAUGGCUGGAUUUAACCCAACACCGAUUUAAAAAACAGCGUAGCCAAUUGCAUUUCGUGGGGACUCUCUGGUGAACAUCAAAUUUUUGGGGUAAAAUCAGUUUUUUGUGACAUUAUUGGGGUCUCUAGUAACAGUGUUAAAGGGAUAGUUCACACAAAAAUGAAAAUUUUGAUGAACACAAAAGAAGAUAUUUUGAGAAAUUAUGGUAUAUGCACACAGGUUUUUGUAACCAUCGACUUCCAUAGUAGGAAUAAAAAAUAUGAUGGAAUUCAAUGGGUACCAUCAUCUGUGUACUUGCCAUCAUUUAUCAAAAUAGCUUCUUCAUCAUUUAUAACAAUACUUCUAAAAUAUUUUUUCCUACUAUGGAUGACAAUGGUCACCCAAAAAUGAACAUUCUGUCAUCAUUUACUGACCCUCAUGUUGUUACAA
This is a messenger RNA of Paramisgurnus dabryanus, 4951 nucleotides long. It is a transcript of the gene slc9a6a, whose product is annotated as solute carrier family 9 member A6a. Gene Ontology annotation, biological process: sodium ion import across plasma membrane; regulation of intracellular pH; proton transmembrane transport. Gene Ontology annotation, molecular function: potassium:proton antiporter activity; sodium:proton antiporter activity. The record is from RefSeq and is a predicted model, not a curated record. Gene Ontology annotation, cellular component: recycling endosome; plasma membrane. NCBI's taxonomy places the organism in Eukaryota, Metazoa, Chordata, Actinopteri, Cypriniformes, Cobitidae.